This is a messenger RNA of Phytomonas sp. EM1, 906 nucleotides long. Lineage: Eukaryota; Euglenozoa; Kinetoplastea; Trypanosomatida; Trypanosomatidae. The record is from the annotation of a GenBank genome assembly.
GCGUUGCCUCAAGUUUUACAGAAAAUUACACUAUGUUCUGCAGUACUUGACAGGUCACACGCUUGAUCUAGAGCUAUGAGAAAGGGUAUGAGUGAAUGUACAUUAGGGGGUUGUGUGACGGCCUUUUCAAUCACCGAAUACAUUUUGAUAGAUUGUUUCUUAAAAUAAUUAGUAACAUUCGUCUCAGCUCAGCACGCACCAUCCCGUUGGCGAGUGAGGUUUUCUGUCUCAAUCUACACAUCCAUCAAAUGGUGGAGGUUCCCUCACAUGAGGUUGCGAAGGGAAGUUGAUAGCAAUGCAAAAAAUUCAUCAAACUUCGCGGGAGGAAGGCAUCCAGGGGGGAUCCGAAUGCAUCGGAGGCCUACACAGAAGGCUAGCAUGUGACAUCUCUCUUUUAUCGGAAUUACAAUUCUUUAGCAAAUCGAAUCUACCUUAGUCUUCCUAAGUUCUACGUUAACUUCCUUUUCCUAUCAAAUCGUAUCUGCAUGGCGUAGCUUUAUAGUAUUUGAUUCACAUUUUUUCCCUUCUUCUCUGUCUCACAAAGAUCUAUUUUUUCAUUUUAACUAUAAAUUAUCUCUAUACAUAGAUCUUAAAUCUCAUCACUCAAUUUUAUUUUUGGUUGCUUGUCUAUUUUCCGAUUGGCCCAUCCUGGAAGCAGGAGAAGGUAAAUAAUACGUUACCCACUUAUUUUUUUCUAGCUCCUAAUUCUGAAUUUCAUCUUUACAAGGAGCAGGAAAGGUAAUGUAAAUUUGUAUUUAUGUCCCUCGAUGGUGUUUGUUAUUAACCAAUUUCCAUGUUACAAUUUCCAAUAAAGCCAUAAGGAUGUACAAAAGUAUGCACAUCCUUUCGAAUUUAAACCACAAUUCUAAGCCUUAUUAUCUCUUUGUGUUGUUGGUGCUCUUUCAA